This is a messenger RNA of Vanessa atalanta (red admiral), 456 nucleotides long. RefSeq lists its product as uncharacterized. The record is from RefSeq and is a predicted model, not a curated record. NCBI's taxonomy places the organism in Eukaryota, Metazoa, Arthropoda, Insecta, Lepidoptera, Nymphalidae. Bases 22 to 456 code for a protein of 144 amino acids. The transcript is spliced from 2 exons.
AGAGCUCCCGUCCUUCCCGGGAUGGGGGUGCUCUGUUACGCGGACGACACCCUCAUCACGGCGACAGGGCGAGAUUUUGGGGACGCAGCCCGCUUGGCUGAAGUCGGAACUGCUCUCACCGUGGACCGGAUGGAAGCGCUGGGCCUGAGGGUCUCCAUUUCGAAAACGGAGGCUCUCCUUUUCCACGGUCCACGAAGGGGACCCCCUCGAGGGGCAAGUAUCACCGUCCAGGGGACGGUGAUCAAGGUGCAGGCCCAGAUGAAGUACCUGGGCCUGAUCCUGGACGGACGAUGGAGCUUCAGGCAGCAUUUCGCUCAACUCGGGCCGAAGCUCAUCAACGCCGCUGCCGCCCUGGGACGCCUCCUACCAAAUGAUGAAAUACCCGACGUGCAACUGGGGCAGCUGUUGCGUAUCACAGACAGUGUCAAAAUAUUCAUUUUCAAGGUUAAGACCUGA